This is a messenger RNA of Podarcis raffonei (Aeolian wall lizard), 1782 nucleotides long. RefSeq names its product glutamic-oxaloacetic transaminase 1 like 1 (gene GOT1L1). Gene Ontology annotation, molecular function: L-aspartate:2-oxoglutarate transaminase activity; pyridoxal phosphate binding. The transcript has 9 exons. NCBI's taxonomy places the organism in Eukaryota, Metazoa, Chordata, Lepidosauria, Squamata, Lacertidae. Bases 167 to 1459 code for a protein of 430 amino acids. The record is from RefSeq and is a predicted model, not a curated record. Gene Ontology annotation, cellular component: cytosol. Gene Ontology annotation, biological process: L-aspartate biosynthetic process.
GAGUUUAAAUGCACAUGGUACCCCAGGAAACAAUUGUCUUACAGUUCCAUGAGAUGGAGGGUCAAUGUGGGUUCUUCUGGAGGACUUUAAGCAAGUAUUUUGGCCCCACUGUUUGAGCAGAAGAAGGUGCAAGUGAAAGCUUCAUUUAUCUUAGCCAGGCUGGGCCAUGGCGACUCUUUCGGUUUUCCUUGAUGUUCCAUUAGCCAAAGCAGCAGACGUUCCCUUGGAUGCGUACAGAGCAGAUCCUUCACCCCAAAAGGUGUGCCUUGGCCAUGCAGGCUGCCAGACAGAUCUGGAGGAAGUUUGGAUCCCACCGGUGGUAAAACGAAUCCUGCUUCAAAUUCCUGAGGAUCCAACCCUGAACCACGAAUACCUCCCGCAGCUCGGAAUUUUGGAAUUCACCCGAGCAGCCAUGGAGCUAGCUAUCGGCAAGGACAGCCACGCUCUCCUAGACAACAGGGCAUGUGGUGUUCAGACAAAUGGUGGAACCGGAGCCUUGUGGAUUGGAGCUGAAUUUCUGCACCAUUGGUACAAACCCAGCUACUGCACAGCUCCAGCAACUGUUUUGAUCGCCGCACCCCACUUAGACAAUCUUGGUUGCAUAUUCCAAGUUGCUGGCUUUUCAGACAUCCGUUCUUACCACUACUGGGAUCCCAUCAAAUUGACUGUCGACACAGAAGGGUUCCUGGAGGAGCUGCAGGGUGCACCAGAAGGCUCCAUCGUGUUCCUGCAUGCUCCUGAGGAAACUGGCCUGACACCCAAGCAGUGGGAAGAAGUUGCAGCAGUGAUGGAGAAAAAGCACCUCUUCCCCUUUUUCGACAUCGCAGCUCAAGGACUGGCUUCAGGAAACUUGGACAAGGAUGCCUGGGCAGUGCGGCAUUUUGUAGCAAAGGGAUUUGAGCUUCUGUGUGCUCAGUCUUUUUCCAAAAUGUUUGGCCUAUACGAGGAGCGGGUUGGAAAUCUCAUUGUGGUGACGAAAAACAACCAGACACUGAUCAGAAUCCAAUCCCAGCUGUCCAAGCAAAUAUGCAUGACGUGGUUUAGCCCCACCAGCUUGGGGGCAAGGGUCAUCGCAAUGGUGCUGACCAGCCCUGCACUGCUGUACGAGUGGAAACAGAGUCUGCUGAAACUAGUAAAGAGAAUUAUGCUGAUUAGAGAAAAACUGAAGGAAAAGCUGCGUAUCCUGGGGACACCGGGUUCCUGGGAACAUAUCACAGCCCAGUCAGGAGUCAAUAGCUUUGUCGGGCUCCUCCCUUCCCAAGUGGAUUUCCUGGCGCAGCACAAACAUAUCUACCUCCUUGCAAACAAGCAGAUCAACAUCUGCAGCAUUAAUUCAAAGAACCUGGACUAUGUCGCACGGAGCAUCCAUGAAGCAAUUGUGACCACGAUCCCUCAAAUCCAAAGUGAGCUCAUGGAGAGUUCGAGUGAGAGCCAUGAACCUUCAAGAGAGUCCACCUGAAUGAUUUUUUAAUAGGUGCAAUAAAACUUUGUUUUGCAAAGCCUCUGUAUAAGAUUAGAUCAAAGGUUUUUGUUUGGACUUCAAGCCAUGAAUAAUUUCUAAAAACAUAAUCUCCCAUUCCGGAUGCAAAAUGUCAAGUUUACUACCCAGCCACCGUUGAUCAUUAAAACAAUCUGUCAUGCUUUACUACAAAGACAUCAAAAGCCACCUUUUCAGUUAUGUAUUUGUUAGCUAAUUUAAACAACAAAACCCCUUUUCUUGAUUUGAUUGCUUUGCAUCACUUUCAAACUACAAGUGAUAAUUGCUGCACAUAGAAAACAACA